AUGUUCUCAAUCUUUAUCCUCCCCGAAAAAAAAAAUGCUUACCUACCUCCUCCUUUUUCUGUUUGUUUUUCUUCGUUGAACGUCUUUCUUAGGCGUUCAUUCAGACCAACCCGCCGCAAUCUUCUCGUGCUCUCACGACUCUUCGGCGAGUCGUGCUCUCGACUCUUCGGCGGAAAUCGUGCUCUCACGACUCUUCGGCGAGUCGUGCUCUCACGACUCUUCGGCGAGUCGUGCUCUCACGACUCUUCGGCGAGUCUCUCUUCGAGUCGUGCUCACGACUCUUCGGCGAGUCGUGCUCUCACGACUCUUCGGCGAGUCGUGCUCUCGACUCUUCGGCGAGUCGUGCUCUCACGACUCUUCGGUGAGUCGUGCUCUCACGACUCUUCGGUGAGUCGUGCUCUCACGACUCUUCGGCGAGUCGUGCUCUCACGACUCUUCGGCGAGUCGUGCUCUCACGACUCUUCGGCGAGUCGUGCUCUCACGACUCUUCGGUCGUGCUCUCACGACUCUUCGGCGAGUCGUGCUCUCGACUCUUCGGCGAGUCGUGCUCUCGACUCUUCGGCGUGCUCUCCGACUCUUCGGCGAGUCGUGCUCUCACGACUCUUCGGCGAGUCGUGCUCUCACGACUCUUCGGCGAGUCGUGCUCUCACGACUCUUCAGGAGUAG
Messenger RNA from Acanthosepion pharaonis, 666 nucleotides. NCBI's taxonomy places the organism in Eukaryota, Metazoa, Mollusca, Cephalopoda, Sepiida, Sepiidae. The record is from the annotation of a GenBank genome assembly.